UCCUGCGAGCCGGAAGUGGCGGGGCGAGGACGGCUGUGUUGAGUCUGGAGAUUCGCUUGGGGGCCGUGGCCCGUCGGUUUCGGGGUGUCAGGCUGUAGAGGACUGUGGCACAGGAGCUGGCGUACAUGGAGGAAGAGCAGGAUGCCAGUAUCCCAGCACUGGAACCAUUUAGGGUGGAACAGGCACCACCUGUAAUCUACUACAUCCCCGACUUCAUCUCCAAGGAAGAGGAGGAGUAUUUGCUUCGACAGGUUUUCAAUGCUCCAAAGCCAAAGUGGACCCAACUGUCUGGGAGGAAGCUUCAGAAUUGGGGUGGGCUCCCCCAUCCCAGGGGCAUGGUCCCUGAGCGACUGCCUCCAUGGCUCCAACGCUGCGUGGAUAAAGUGUCUGAUCUCAGCCUUUUUGGGGGUCUCCCAGCUAAUCAUGUCCUCGUGAACCAGUACCUGCCUGGGGAGGGCAUUAUGCCCCAUGAGGAUGGACCGCUGUACUACCCAACUGUCAGCACCAUCAGCCUGGGCUCUCACACUGUGCUCGACUUCUACCAGCCACGGCGGCCGGAGGAUGACCACCUUGAGGCGCCCCGGCCGCCGCCACAGCCCAUCACCUCGUUGCUGCUGGAGCCGUGCAGCCUGCUGGUGCUCCGGGGCGCCGCCUACACGCGCCACCUGCACGGCAUCGCGGCCGCGCGCGUGGACGAGCUGGACCCCGCCUCGCCGCCGCCCAACGCCGCCGCCUGCUGCUCGGCGCUGCCCGGAGCCCGCCUGGUGCGCGGUACCCGCGUCUCGCUGACCAUCCGCCGCGUGCCCCGCGUGCUGCGUGCCGGCCUCCUGCUCAGCAAGUGACCAGCGAGCCCCAGGUCCAGCUCCGAUUACCCGGCUCCUCCACGCUUCGGUGACUUUGGAACCCUCGGACAGAGGUGGCGCUCCUGGGUUACGUAUUCUCCCAGUAACUGGGAAGCACGGGGAAGACCCCAUUCUAAAUAAACCAAAAAUCUCUCUCUGGUUUUA
Molecule: messenger RNA, 1007 nt
Organism: Jaculus jaculus (lesser Egyptian jerboa)
Lineage: Eukaryota; Metazoa; Chordata; Mammalia; Rodentia; Dipodidae
Gene: Alkbh6
Product: alkB homolog 6
Exons: 7
Coding region: 126-842 (238 amino acids)
Source: RefSeq, a predicted model, not a curated record